Molecule: messenger RNA, 1790 nt
Organism: Indicator indicator
Lineage: Eukaryota; Metazoa; Chordata; Aves; Piciformes; Indicatoridae
Gene: LPCAT3
Product: lysophosphatidylcholine acyltransferase 3
Biological process (GO): lipid modification; phosphatidylcholine biosynthetic process
Cellular component (GO): membrane
Molecular function (GO): lysophospholipid acyltransferase activity; 1-acylglycerophosphocholine O-acyltransferase activity
Source: RefSeq, a predicted model, not a curated record
AUGGGCGCGGAGGGGGCCGCGAACGGUGCGGGGGUUGCGUGGCUGGUGCUGCUGCCGCUGCCGGGUUCGACGAGCUACCGGCCGGCGGGGCGGCCGGGGGAGAAGAUGGCGGUGACGGGGUCCAGCUGGGGCCUGGCCCAGCUGGCCGAGGCCCUGGGCUCGUCGGAACAGGCGCUGCGCCUCAUCCUGUCCAUCCUGAUGGGAUAUCCUUUUGCCUUGUUCCAGCGCUAUUUCCUCUUCCAGAAGGAGAGCUACCUCAUCCAUCUCUACAACGUGUUCACAGGACUCUCAAUUGCUUACUUCAAUUUUGGGAUGCAUUGUUUUCAUUCCCUGCUCUGUGUCCUAAUCCAGUUCCUCAUACUGAGACUCAUGGGUCGCACAGUCACUGCCAUCAUCACCACCUUCUGCUUUCAGAUGACAUACCUUAUGGCUGGCUACUACUGCACAGCCACCGAGCACUACGACAUCAAGUGGACAAUGCCACACUGUGUUUUAACACUCAAGCUAAUUGGUCUGGCCAUUGAUUACUAUGAUGGAGGAAAAGAUCUGGAGUUCCUGACCCCUGAGCAGCGGCGAUUUGCUGUCCGGGGAGUUCCUACCUUGCUGGAGGUCUCAGGAUUCUCCUAUUUCUAUGGUGCCUUCAUGGUGGGGCCUCAGUUCUCCAUGACAGACUAUCAGAAACUGGCAAGGGGUGAGAUGACUGACGUCCAAGGCCAGAGACCCAAUAGUUUUGUGCCUGCUCUCAAGCGCCUGAGUUUGGGUCUGGUGUUUCUAGUGACCUAUACCUUGGCAAGCCCUUAUGUCUCUGAUGACUACCUCAUCUCAGAUGAUUACAUGGAAAAGCCUCUCUGGUUCCGCUGUGGCUACAUCAUGAUCUGGGGCAAAAUUAUCCUCUACAAAUACGUCACUUGCUGGCUCGUUACGGAAGGUGUUUGCAUCCUGGUUGGUCUGGGGUACAAGGGGAAGGAUGAGAGUGGAAAGCCCCUGUGGGAUGCCUGUGCCAACAUGAAGGUGUGGCUGUACGAGACAACCCCUCUGUUCACAGGGACCAUUGCCUCCUUCAACAUCAACACCAACGCCUGGGUCGCCCGCUACAUCUUCAAGCGUCUGAAGUUCCUGGGUAAUAAAUUGCUGUCACAGGCACUGGCCCUGUUCUUCUUGGCCAUAUGGCAUGGGCUGCACUCUGGCUAUCUGGUGUGCUUUCAGAUGGAGCUGCUCAUAGUCAUCGUUGAGAGACAGAUCAUCAAUCUCGUUCGGGACAGCCCUCUUCUGAACAGCUUGGCCUCCAUCACUGCCUUGCGGCCCCUCUUCUAUGUGCUGCAGCAGGCCAACCACUGGAUGUUCAUGGGUUACUCUCUGGUGCCAUUCUGCCUUUUCACCUGGGACAAAUGGAUGAAGGUGUACAGGUCUGUUUAUUUCUGUGGACACGUGCUUUUCCUCACCUUACUACUGGCGUUGCCUUACAUUCGCAGAUCGAUUGUGCCACGAAAAGAAAAGCUAAAAAGAGUAGAAUAACAGCCAAAAGAUUGUACCACCUGUGCAUUUGUAGGAGUCGAUUCCAAACUCCGGAGCAGAGUCACCUGCCACCUUUGCCGUGCUGUAUGACUUUGAUCCAACGCGAGGAGGGGGAAGGAGGAAGCGCAGGGUCCGAGCCCUGCAAGACGCUCGGAGCGAGGCACCCCGCUCCCACCCUCCGCCUGUUGCCUUAUCUCUCUGCCGCCCUCCAGUGGACACUCGUGGCUCUGCCGGUACCAGAUGAUUGCGAAGCGCUCCAAGGCGGAUCGGGCAGG